UGCAGCCUCCGCGAUGUCUGCCUAUCCCUCGGCAGGAAUGAGACCAGGAGCCAGAGCCGCAGCCCAAGCAGGAGGAGCCAGUCCCUUUGCUGAUGUGCAGGAGGAUAAGGAUCGGAUGUGCCGCCUCACCAUGAAGCUCCGCCCCAGGACACAAGAGCUGUGGCUUUGCCUAGGCAUGGUCAUGGGGUUUGCCAUAGGAUUUACCUUCAUCUACACCUUCAGGACAGAGCAGAGCACGUCAGCGACGGUGCGAAGACCCCACGACUAUCAUCCCCACUCAGUGGAGGACAAUGCGACUGCGGCCGAGCUGUACAACAAGGUGCGGAUCCUGUGCUGGGUCAUGACGGGCCCCAGCAACCUGGCGACCAAGGCCCGGCACGUCCAGGCCACGUGGACGCGGCACUGCAAUGUGGUGCUGUUCAUGAGCUCGGUGCGGGACGACGGCUUCCCCACCGUGGGGCUGGACGUCAAGGAAGGCCGGGACCAGCUGUACUGGAAAACCAUCCGGGCCUUCCAGUACGUCCACCGGCACCACCUGGAGCAGGCCGACUGGUUCCUCAAGGCGGACGACGACACCUUCGUGGUGCUGGACAACCUGCGCUGGCUGCUGGCCAACCACACGCCCGAGGAGCCCGUCUACUUCGGGAAGCGCUUCAAGCCCUUCGUCAAGCAGGGCUACAUGAGCGGCGGGGCCGGCUACGUCCUCAGCAAGGAGGCCCUGAGGCGCUUCGUGGAGGGCGUCAGGACCCAGGUGUGCACCCACACCAGCCCGGUGGAGGACCUGGCGCUGGGCCAGUGCAUGGAGAAGGUGGGGGUGCAGGCGGGGGACACCCGGGACACCAAGGGGCAGGAGACCUUCCACCCCUUCCCCCCAGAGAGGCACUUGAUGGAGAAUCUCCGGCGCGAUUACUAUUAUCCCACCUACUCCUUCUACCCCAUCCUGCUGGGUCCCCAGAGCUGCUCGGAUUUAUCCAUCUCCUUCCACUACAUCAGCCCGGAGGAGAUGUACAUGUUGGAAUACUUGAGCCGACACCUGCGCCCGUACGGCUACCGGCCCCGCUACCAGCCGGCUCUAACGGUCGGGAACCGCACGGAGCCCAGGGAGGGGUGACUGGCGGGGGCUCCG
Molecule: messenger RNA, 1126 nt
Organism: Mauremys reevesii (Reeves's turtle)
Lineage: Eukaryota; Metazoa; Chordata; Testudines; Geoemydidae
Product: glycoprotein-N-acetylgalactosamine 3-beta-galactosyltransferase 1-B-like
Exons: 4
Coding region: 14-1111 (365 amino acids)
Cellular component (GO): membrane
Molecular function (GO): N-acetylgalactosaminide beta-1,3-galactosyltransferase activity
Source: RefSeq, a predicted model, not a curated record